Messenger RNA from Blastomyces dermatitidis ER-3, 2689 nucleotides. RefSeq lists its product as uncharacterized. Lineage: Eukaryota; Fungi; Ascomycota; Eurotiomycetes; Onygenales; Ajellomycetaceae. Bases 188 to 2581 code for a protein of 797 amino acids. The transcript has 2 exons. The record is from RefSeq and is a predicted model, not a curated record.
CGCCAGCCGGUUGAGUGACGUCGAAGUAAACAAACCAACCCCAACUCGACCCAACGUUGCAAGAGAGCUGCUAGGCAUUCCCACAACGGCAAGCCAGUGAGCGCAAUACGGGACAAUGCUUCUCUGAUAUUUGGUCAUUAGUUUUAGCCUCCCCUUCUCUCAAGCAACUUCCAGCCGUUUUGCCAACAUGUUAGGCUGGUUGGCUGGUUCCGCACGCGGUGAGUACACCGGCUUUGCAGACGAUUCCAAAGUCCAGGAAGCUCCAGAAACCCCCGCUCCUUUAUUUGCUUUUCGGGCAUUCAAAAGUGCCUUUGUGGGCACGCCAGGCCCCGAUGCCACCGACGACGAGCUUACAGUUCCAAUUAAAUCAUUAAAGCCCACCGUCAAUCGCAAGGGCACUGAUAUACAUAUGCCUCCAAAAAAAGAAAAUCCAGGCCCUUUAGAUUUGCAACCAUCCCUUCGAAAGUCAGAUGAACCUGCACCGCCGAUGGCUUCCCCCACAAAGAGCAUUCUGCUCACACCAGGAACUGCAGCGACGCGACGGAAGACUGUAUCGUUUGGUGAAGGAGUUGUGGACAAUGAACGAAAGAAGUCUCCCUUCGAAUCGACUGCGUAUAAUGGUAAUAUAAGCCGGCAAUGGACAGGCAAACUACACGAGGGAAGCGGUAAAAAAAGCAGCAAGCUCACCAAAUCUCUCAUCGAGGCUCGGAGCAAAAAAUCAGGUGAAGAAAUGAAACGAAAUGAAAAUGACGAGCUUUUCGAUAUUAUGGAUCGAAAACCUCACUCACCUGCUAAGGAGACCUCCAGGCCCAAGGGGAAUCAAGAUCCACCCAAGGAUAGGUAUGAAGACGAAAGCGAAGACGAUGUGACGACAAAUCUUGACGAGCCACAUUCACAGUCAGGGAUAUAUUGGAAAUCUGAAUUCGAUAGUUAUAGGGCGAAAACUGAACGAGAGAUUAAAAAGCUGAUUCAAUACCGAUCAGUUGCGAAAUCUUACGCGAAGAAAAAGGAUUUAGAAAUGCGGCGUUUAUCAGAAAAGUUGAAACGAGAAGAGGCCAAAGUUUCGGAAAUGGAGCUUCACGUUUCUAAGCUUGCAGCUGGAAUGGUAGACGGCACGAACAAAACGGGGUCAAAUGAAGACAUGUUUAAAGAGCUAUCCGAACAGACAGCCUUAGCUGUACAGUAUAAGCGCAAAGCAGAUUCGCUACGGAAGGCUCUAGAGCGACACGGGAUGAUAGACAGCGAUGGCGAGUCUCAAGAACAUAAUACAGCCUCAGAGGACGUUUGCCAAAAACUCCGGGAAACGGAAAAGGCACUUGAAUUGGCUAAUUCCAAGCUCGAGGCGUUAGAAAAUAACAAAUUGAAUACAAAGAAGCUUCAAGGCCUAGCUGAGAGUUCAGAACGUAAAGCCAUCGAACUUCAAAAAGAGAACAAGGCAUUGAAACUGAGUCUCGCCAGGUUCAAGGAGGAGAUGACGAGCUAUGAGGACAGGCGGAAAGCUAAGGAAGCGAGGCUAAGGCAGAAAGAGCAAAAGCUGCAGGACCGAGUUCAGGAGUACAAGAACCGUUUAGAUGAGGCGAAGCAACACCACCAAGAAGCGGAGCAAUUUUUAAAACAAUCCUUUACCGAAGAAAAGCAACACAUGCAGGAUAUUAUCGACUCGCUCCGUCACAAUAUAUCACUUGUGGAAAACGUUUCUCAUGGCAGUGUUAGGCGGAAAGGUGAAAUCAAAGUAUUGCCAAACGCUGCGGAUAUGAAACGUGAGCAUGACACAGUGGAUAGGCAAGAUGGGAAGUAUGACUCUCGCAAAGGAACUGAAUCGGGAACUCGAAUUUCCCAGGGUUAUAAAGAUAUAAAGGCGGAAAGCCCCAGAAAAGACCUUGUCCAAAAUGCAAGUGAUCCUAGACGCGACAGCUUUCGAAACACCCUUAACGAACAUGUUGAUGCGAUCGAACCCCAACCACACGUGUUUGAGCGACAUGGGACUAGACCUGAGCGCACUACGCGGCGUCGAACAGACACUUUGAUUGACUGCAGUGAGGACCACAACGAGCCAACGACCAACUUGGAAGAUUCUCCUGCUCUGCCCAAAAAUCGCGUUACCAGAACUCUUCCUUAUCGAGAUAAUCCCCCGGUCCCGCCCUCUUCACCACCUACCCUUCCAUCAUUGGAGAACAGCCCGGUGUCCUCACCUGACAAGCGAACGCCAAGACUACGUCUACAAGCGCGUUCAGCGUUGUCCCCAAGACCCUCGAUGGUCCAUAUAUCUUCAAACCCGACAAACCCUCCGGCAAGACUUUCAAGUCAGUAUCAAAGUCACCUCAGACGGAAAGUCAGCGGGACCCGUGUGCUUUCGAGGACCUCUGCCAAGGCUGCAGCGGCCACGGCGACUAAUCGUCAGGUCCCCUUCCAGCGAGAGGAGUCUAUACUCCGCGGCAGUGACUCCCCUAAUAGUCCCGCGAGCCUAAAACGUGAUUCACUUCCAGCGGAUAGAGUGGCGGCAGCUAUGAGGCGACUCAAACUCAGGGAUCAGAGGAAAAGGGUAAACGCUGAGGGGAAAGAAAAUGUUUGGUCAGCUUGAUUUGCAUUCCUCUUUCUCGUCUUUGUUUUAGUGGGCGUGCUAGGGGACUGGUGACAGGACUAAAGGCUUGAUGUUGGAUUGGGUUUUGUUAUUUGGUUUCUUUUUUUU